Daphnia pulicaria is the source of this 2389-nucleotide messenger RNA. Its product is annotated as tRNA (cytosine(34)-C(5))-methyltransferase-like. Gene Ontology annotation, biological process: tRNA methylation. Gene Ontology annotation, molecular function: tRNA binding; tRNA (cytidine-N5)-methyltransferase activity. NCBI's taxonomy places the organism in Eukaryota, Metazoa, Arthropoda, Branchiopoda, Diplostraca, Daphniidae. The record is from RefSeq and is a predicted model, not a curated record. Gene Ontology annotation, cellular component: cytoplasm; nucleus. The coding region runs from base 126 to 2300 and encodes 724 amino acids. The transcript is spliced from 13 exons.
AUGUGUUCAGUUUGAAGAAGCAGAAGACUAAGAUUCACUGUCACACGUGUCUUUCAUGAGCAAAUCGAGCAAUCUUGCACUCGUUAUUACAAUCCCGAAUACCUAAAUAUUUGAAUAUUACUGACAUGGGUAGAAUGGGCAGGAAAAAUAAACGUGAAAAAAAGGAUGGCGCUGCGUUAUCUUGGGGAACCAAGAACAAGAAUGAAGGAUAUGAUGUCGUUGUCAAAGAAAAUUCAGCAUUUGAAACGUAUUAUAAGGCUCAAAAAAUCGUCCCUGAUGAUCAAUGGGAAUCGUUCAUGUAUCACUUGAAGGAACCUCUCCCUGCUUCAUUUAGAAUUUCUGGGCAUCGUAAUCAAGGAAAAGCUAUAUUGAAAAUUAUGGAAGGGGAAUAUUUUAAGGCAUUGACUGAAGAACAAGCUAAACCUGAAUGCCUUACUUGGUAUCCUGAAAAUCUGGCAUGGCAACUGAGUCUCACUAGGAAAGAUAUCCGUAAAUCUGAAGCAAAUGUGAAACUACACAAUUUCUUAGUGUCAGAAACUGAAGCAGGAAAUAUUAGUAGACAAGAAACUGUGAGUAUGAUCCCACCCCUUGUUCUUGAUGUCCAGCCCCAUCACAAGGUUUUAGACAUGUGCGCCGCCCCCGGCUCAAAAACUAGCCAAUUAGUGGAAAUGCUACAUUGUGAUGAGGGAAAAGCACCAGAAGGUUUAGUUAUUGCAAACGAUUCGAACAACAAAAGAUGUUAUCUGUUGACUCAUCAGUUGAAGAGACUGCCAUCACCAAAUCUGAUAAUUACAAACCAUGAUGCGUCUCUGAUGCCUAAUUUUCAUAUUCCUACUCCAGGAGGAGGGAAGGAUGUCUUGAAGUUUGACCGAAUUUUGUGUGAUGUGCCCUGUUCUGGAGACGGUACUCUACGAAAAAACUUGGAUGUUUGGAUGAAAUGGAACAGCGCCAAUGGAUCAAGUCUUCACGGUUUGCAAUAUCGAAUUGCGCGACGUGGAGCUGAAAUGCUAUCCGUGGGUGGGAAAAUGGUUUAUUCUACAUGUUCGUUGAAUCCCAUGGAAAACGAGGCAGUCAUUCACCGCUUGCUAGUCGAAGCUAAGGGAUCGCUGGAAUUAGAAGAAGUGAGUGACAAAUUGCCUGGACUGAAGUAUGUUCCUGGAUUGUCUCACUGGGUCGUUAUGAGUCGGGUUUUGACUGCCUAUGCAACACCGGAAGAAGUUCCUGAAGCAAUGAAGCACAUUCUUCGAGGAUCAUUGUUCCCCCCUAAACCUGAAGAUGCCGAUAAAUUUCACCUGGAACGAUGCUUGCGAAUUCUCCCUCAUCAACAGAACACUGGUGGAUUUUUUGUUUCUGCAUUGAAGAAGGUGGCUCCUCUACCAUGGGAAGCACAAGAAAGGAAACCAAUUGUAGCAGCUACCAACAGCACUGCUGUGGUAAACACAGAAGUGGAAUCGACGAAGGACAACGCUCCUCGAUCACCUGCCCGAAAGAGGCAAAAGAUUCGAGGGUUUAAGGAAGACCCUUAUCUUUUUUUCGACGAAGAUGAAGAAUUGUGGCCUCCCAUCAAAGAAUUUUACGGAUUAAGUGAUACAAUGGACCCUAAGUUACUGUUGACUCGCUGCAAAGAGGGAAAGAAAAAGAAUAUUUACUACACUAGUCCCAUGGUUCGCGACUUGACUAGAACAAAUGAAGACCGAUUAACGAUCAUCAAUACAGGAAUUAAAAUGUUCGCGCGCAGUGAAAACAAGGGCACCGAUUGUGGAUAUCGUAUCGCCCAAGAGGGAGCGCUAGCAAUGAUGGAGUUCAUGAAGAAGAGACGAGUAGUAAUCACAAGAGAUGAUAUGACUAUGCUACUUUUGAACGACGACAUGAACACGCCACCGGAAAUUCAUUCGUUUAGUUCAGGUGCAGCCAAGCAGUUGCACGAAAUCGAUACUGGCAGUACGCUGAUGGAAUGCUAUGAGGAUGGACUUCAUAUAGUCGUAGUUGCUUGGAAGGGGAAAACGUCUGUUAGAGCAUAUGUAGCAAAAUGUGAUCGGAUACAUUAUUUGCGCUUGUGUGGAGCUGACCUAUCGAAAUUCGAGGUAAAUAAGUUUGCGGAAAAAGAACGUUCAGCCCAAAAUGACCUAGAAGAAAAAGACGAAAAUAAAAAAGAAGAUGUUAGUAUUGAUGAAGGUCAUAAGGUUCCUGUCGACAUGGACAACGUAGAAAAAGAGAUUCCAGUUGAUAUUGACAACGCAGAAAAUCAGGCUCCAGUUAAUAUGGAUGUCGUCGUGAAAGAAGACGCGGUUGCGGAGUAAGGAGCAAUGAUUCUUUCAGAAUUUAUUUUUCCAUUAACCUUUGUAUUAUUGGUUCGUACAUUAUCAAUAAAACACAAAACAUGAUCCAA